Messenger RNA from Hypanus sabinus (Atlantic stingray), 10619 nucleotides. RefSeq names its product MAX dimerization protein MGA a (gene mgaa). The transcript has 26 exons. Gene Ontology annotation, biological process: cell fate specification; regulation of transcription by RNA polymerase II; positive regulation of DNA-templated transcription. NCBI's taxonomy places the organism in Eukaryota, Metazoa, Chordata, Chondrichthyes, Myliobatiformes, Dasyatidae. Bases 565 to 9732 code for a protein of 3055 amino acids. Gene Ontology annotation, molecular function: DNA-binding transcription factor activity, RNA polymerase II-specific; protein dimerization activity; RNA polymerase II cis-regulatory region sequence-specific DNA binding. The record is from RefSeq and is a predicted model, not a curated record. Gene Ontology annotation, cellular component: nucleus.
UGUUGGAGCGGAAGAAAGGCACCUGGGUCGUGCAGCCAAGCUGAAGCACAACACCUUUCCGAUCGAAAGGGCACGGCCGUCUCCCCGCGGGGGCGCGGCGCGGCGCGGCACCCCGCCCGACAGAGUCACGUGAGGUGGGCACCCGCAUGCCGGGCAGGCCCGGGGUUUUCACACGCACGCCUGGCGCCUUUCCCCGCUCGGCCGCUCGGGCUGGGGCGCCCGGGCCCGUGGGGAGGGCAGCACGUGAUCGGCAUGGCGUGCGAGCCGAGCGGCAGGCGCCCGGAGCCCGUCGGCUGAAGAGUGGCGGCGAUCGCAUCGCGCCGAGGUGGAAGAGCACAGGAAGGGAGAGAAGCUUCGUAAACUUGCGUUUUAAGAUGGCAUUGGUGAACCUCAGCAACUUCUGGCUGGUGGAUAAUGAAACAAGGAAAACUGCUAAAUACACACUUUUUCUGGCAAGUGGUGUUCGGUGGUAUCUUAUGGGCCUCUCUUGACGACAGUUUUGGAUAUCUUGUACUCGUUUCCUCUCUCUCACUUUCUCUCUUUGAUUUUUAACCUUAAAAGAACAUGGAGAAACAGCAGCCAGAACACACAGAACAAGAGAGUAAUGCCCCAGCAAACUCUGGCACACCUGCUGCAUACUUUGUCCUUGUUAAGAAGGCCGGUGGCAGUAGUGGUACUGAACGCAGCAUGGUCGUGGCAAAGCAAGAACUUGGGGGUAUUGGUUGCCUUCUGGAAAAAAGUAACAGAUUGAUGCCAGGGACAGCCAGUCAUCCAUUUGAGUGCCAUUCUGGGAAUGUUUGUGUCACUUUAGAGAACCAGGAAAUGUGGAAUCAAUUUUACAAGCAUGGCACAGAGAUGGUUCUAACAAAACGUGGCCGGCGCAUGUUCCCCUACUGCAGAUUCUGCCUUUUGGGCCUAGAUCCUUUGAAGAAGUACAUCUUGGUAAUGGAUAUUGCUCCUGUUGACAACCAGCGCUACAAAUGGAAUGGUCAGUGGUGGGAACUAAAUGGUAAAGCAGAACCUCAUGUUCUUGGAAGGGUGUACAUUCAUCCCAAUUCACCUUCCAGUGGGAGCUACUGGAUGAGGCAACCCAUAUCCUUUCAUAAAUUGAAACUUACCAAUAAUACUUUAGAUCAAGAAGGUCACAUCAUCCUUCAUUCCAUGCACCGGUACCUGCCACGUUUGCAUAUCAUCUCUGCUGACAAGUCAACUGAUGUAAUUUCCCUCAGUGGCCCAAAUGUGCACACCUUCACUUUUCCACAGACGGAGUUUGUGGCUGUAACUGCUUAUCAGAACAUGAGGAUCACUCAGUUGAAAAUUGACUUCAAUCCAUUUGCAAAGGGUUUUCGGGAUGAAGGGCUGAACAGUAGGCCAAUGCGAGAGCUGAGGCACCAAGGCAGUGAAUUGAUGGAUGCUGAUUGCAGUGAUGAUUCUGCCUCAUGCAGCAGUGUUGCAACUGAAUCCAGUGAGCAUUUAAGAUUCAAAACUGAGGAAGAGUCUGAACACAGAAAAAAGCAAGGUAAUACCCAUACAUUUCCAAACUCCAGUUUGGAUGGUGGUUUAUCUAACACUGAGGAUGAAGAUUUCCUGGAAGAAGACAUGCCAAAAAUAAACAAUCCUUGUGGAGAAAAAAGUAACAUGAAAAAGAGAUCAACUGAGAGCAUCUUGAAAUGUCUCCCUAAUAUUUAUUCAACAUCGUCUGAAGACCAUGAAGAGCCUUUUAAUAUUAUUGUCAAGGAAGAACCUCCAGAUGACUAUGAAUACAAUUGUGCAGCAAACUCAGUGGACCUUGAUUGCGGUGGAUUAAAAUGUAAAGAGGAGGAGGAAUAUUUAGAUUCAGAGGAACAGCAUGACAAGACUAAUUAUGAAUUAAUUAAUAAAACUAUUGACAAAACUGAAGUGGGUGCAACUUCACCUGCAGUUAGUAAGCAGCCACUGAAACUUCCAACAGAAGUAGCACCUAAAGCUAAAAUGCUGCAACUGCAAAGCAUUAAAGUGCCUGUAGUUUGCUUGGAACCAUGUUUUAUUCCAAAAGGUACCAUAAAAAUAUCUGAAAUACCACAAAAGCUGUUGUCUCCUUGUCGGAGAAGUGGAGGGCCUCUGCCUACCAUUGUCCAUUCUGCAGUUUCAGCAGAAAAGCAUACUUGCUCACCGAGCUCUGCUGAAAAACCUCAAGUGAAGAACGUGGAUUCAACAUCAGAAUGCUCAAGACACAAAGAGAGAAGCCUUGCAUCAGAAAUAACUGAAAAUAAAACCCACAUCUCUACAGUUGAAAAUAUUCCAACUGCUUCACAUAGUACACCCUCUGGGAAGUCGUCUGGAGAAGGCUUCAGAUUUCGUAAGAUUAAAUUUACUGAAAAAGCACGAAAUUCCACCCUUUGGAUGUCUUCAACCAGAGCAUAUCUUAAUUCUACUGAGGACCCUCCUGUGUUAUCCAAUUGCUUUAAGUCUGCACGUUUGUCUGGUAAGGCAUUCAGUUCUGGGAUCUGGAGACCUCCAGAUGGUAGGACUUGCUGUACAGGGGAAACCUCUAUGCCUCGCACCAAUUGGAAAUCUUCAGCUAUGUCGACACGACAAGCCAUAGCGGGUGCUUGCAGACGAAGACGGACAAAAAAGCUGCGGCUGUCUGCGAAAUCUUCCCGUUCUGUCUUGGGAAUGAGUUCUUUGGCAUCCUCUAAACAUCUGGAACGGGAAAAAACAUUUCAGGAUGCCAGUCCCGAUCUGGAUGAUGUGGAAGGUGUUACCUUUGUGUCAUAUGCAUCUCAGGAUGCCCUACAAUCCCACCUGGUUGAAAAGAUGCCAGAAGACCAGAGCAGCUCCAUCUAUCCGAUAGCAGAUCCUCAAGAAACUGAAGAAGAGAAAAUUGAACGGCUGGAAGAGCAGCUGCUUGAGAAUUUGGCUCAUUUAAAUCCCAGAGUUAUUAUGCAUCCAUUACUUGAACAAGCUGGUCUUAAGCCAAGUUCCUUGCUGUCAACAGGCGGUCUGAACCUAAAACACUUAGGAGUGGUAAUAUCACCCUCAGCAUCAAUUAUUAGAACUGCUCAGAGAGACAUCUUGAAACCUUCUCCAAUCAAAGAAGUCCGUGAUCCUUCAGAAGAAGUUUCCUUUGUUUCAAGAACAGGAAAAACAAAUGACUUCACGAAGCUGAAGGGCUGGAAGCACAAGCUUGCACAACAGUCAGAGUCUUCACCCUCCAAGCAGGUUGAAGCAAGCACCAAUUUAGAGGCAUCCAUGAAAAAUCGAUCUGUUUUCUCAAGUGACAAAUUGGAUGAAUAUCUAGAAAAUGAGGAGAAAAUUAUUAAAGAGCGUGCUGCUCUGUGUGUGAACAAAAUGUCAAAAGUUGUUUAUGAAAUGCCUACCAAAAGUUCCAGUUACAUCCGUACAUUGGAUAGUGUUUUAAAACACCGGGCAACACAAGCCAACACUAGAGAGUCUCCCUCAUCCUGUCGAACUUCAGUUUCUCCACAAUCCAUUCCUGCUGGCUCUGUUUCCAAAAGCAAGAAGCAGAGUGGGACGAUCGUAGAACAUGACUCGGCCAGUAAGGCGCAGAAGUCUGUAAACAGUGCAAAAGUGGUCUCGACACCAGCUAAAUCACCAGCUAAAAGCUCCCGUUUGCAGUUCUCUUCUUCAGCCAGGAGACUUCCUGGUAUAUCUAAAAAACAGAUGAAGUUGAUGCAUCUGGAGAAUAGUGCCCUCUGGUCUGGGAAGCCAAGGACUUACAUUACAGAGGAGCGAGCAGAGGCAUCCCUUGUUACUCUGUUAACAGCACAGGGUUCACUGUCAUCAAGGAAACGUAAAAUGGUAUCUAGACAACUGCCAAUGUGUAAGAAUGAGUUCUGUCGUUUGGGCUGCAUAUGUUCCAGUCUCUCGCAUGUGAAACAGCCGCCCAAACAUUGCCGCAAACCAAAGUGCAUGCUGACUUGUAAAUGUCCAAAGCAGAAGGUGCUGGUGCUAAAGUCAUUUGCGAGACGUAAAAAGCAGAUGAAUAAAGCCCUCAGAGAAGAUUUAAUAUUCUAUGAUGCAUUGGCAGAAGAUGAAGAUUGGAAACCAAGAGCCAAAAAGAGGAAAAGGAAGAAGAUGGUUCGAUAUGCAAUUCCUGCACGAGAACAACCUAUACGUUCUUAUCCUAUGUGGGUUCGCGAGGAGGGAGAAGUAGACCCUGAGCCAGUCUAUACUGCACCUCACAUAGAAUCUUGUCAUGCAGAUAAAACUCUGUCAUUGCCAGAAGAGUCAACUCCUGCAAGUUCACCAAAACUCUCUGAGGUUGAUGAGAAGGGUCCUGUGUACUGGUAUUUUGAGAGUAUGAUGACCUGUGCACGUGUUCGUGUCUUUGAACGCAAGGAUGCUGGGAAGUCAUUAACCUGCACUUGCAGUCCUACACAAUGCUGUAAAGAGGGAAACAGUAAAGUAGAUAACAAUUCGGCAGUUGCAGCAUGCAAGUUAAAGUGCUGCAGUGACUGUAAACCCAGCAAAGAAUCAGAUCCUGAGAAAAUGGAUGGUUUGGAGGACAGCUCAACAUCACCGAAUGGUGUUCAGAAGUGCGAAUGGAAGACAAAAGAGAAGACAGAUUCACCUUUACGCUGUAACAGUCCUCAAGGAGAAAGUUCCUGCUUUGAUCCAAAAGAACCACCAUCAACAGGGCAGAUAAAAAAUACAUCCAAACUCAUUGAGAUUAUUUCGGAUUGUAACUGGGAAUCAGAACGCACAAAUAUUCUUGAAGUUCUUGCUCGAUAUACUGCUAAUAAGGGAAUUUCGGAGAAAAUACGAAUUGGCAAUUUCCUUGUUGAAAUUGCUUCAAAUCGUGGAAAAGGUCUAGAUGCUCCACCUGGAAAUACACACAUUUCUAGUUCUAUAGUAAAGAUUACUCAGCCUGCUGAUAAAGAGGAAGAUGUCAAAAACUCGGGUUGCAAUACAUCUGUUCAAACUGCUUCCAAAUCUUCUGGACUGAAGCUGACUGACUUAAGACCAAUUGCACCAAAAGAAAAAUUACGAAUACCUGCCAACAGUACUUUGGGGAGCAAGGAGAUAACCAUAAUUCAAUUAGGCUCGACAGUGGCUAGCCAGCAGAAGGCUGCUUCUGAUACAACUGCUCGGAAAAAUGGUUUGAUGCAGUUUACCAGAAGUACCAGUGGUGAUACAAAGCUGACUCUAGGACAGGUUGGAGCUCUUCAUCCAGUGAAUUGGGUGAUAGCUAACCUCAAAAAGAAUGUAAAAUCAGCUGAACCAGUCAAAUGGUUCACUUCUAGUAUGGCUGCCUCAUCAAUCUCUGCUGAUUUACCCUCAAAACACACAACUUCUUGUACUACAGACCCUGCCAGUGAAGUUUCAAGAGAUGACACUAAUGCUGUGCCUUCUGACCAGGCCAAAGGGAACUAUACUGCUCCUGACAACUACACUCAUCUCGUAAUAAAUAAAGUUGGAGAUGUGGGGAAAACGAAAUCAUGUUUCAGUUCAUUGGAACCCGUGUCCAGUAACCAGCAGCUUGGUACUCUAUUAUGCAGAGUCAACAUGAAUGCAACAACAGGUAUUCCCGCAUUAAUAACUGGUACAUCAGAAAAGAGCACUUCAGUUGAUGCAGUAAGCACAAAUGCUGGAUCCCAUUUAUUAAAGAGCUUUGAGACUACAAAUGCAGACGAGUCACAAUUCUAUGGAAUCCCAGAAACAAUAAGAAUUGGAGAAGAGAGUAUUGUAACUGCUAGCACAGUUGAAACUCCAGCAAAAAGUUCUACUCUUGCUGUUAUAUCUGCAAGUGUUUUAGGAGUGAGAACAACACAAACAAUAACAAAAUUGAUUCUCCCCAGUGCUUCUACCUCAGCUGUUACUCCUGUAACAAAUACAACGAUUCUCUCAAUGGCAGACGACUCUCCAGGGUUAUCUAAACAUCCUGAAACAUCCAACUCUACCCCUGAUUUGCCUAAAGCUACAAAAACUGAAGAAUCGCAGCUCAUUUCGUUACCAGUGCAGUCUGGCCUUCCUGUCCGGCCUGUCCAGAACCUGCAGCUCACACCUGGGCAGAAGGUGAUACUGCAGCCCCUCAGAUAUCCAGUUGGGAAACUCUUCCAACACCCAAAUGGCCAGAUUAUCCAACUUGUACCUUUGGCAAAUUCUGGUACAGUAACUCAACCAAAUCUCCACCAAAUGAUCACACUUGCUGUUCGGAAUCCAGGCUCAGUGAGUGGAAUCUGCUUACCUACCCCUUCACAAUCUUCUUCAGCUGUACCUCCCAUUCUGCAUCCUGUAUCAGGAAUACCAACAAGAGGAAAGCCACACUCUGUUCCUGUUAAAAAAUAUAUCCGUGUCCCAUUGAAGCAGAUCUCCACUAUUCAGUCCAUUUCCUCAAAUGUAUUUGAGGUUCCAGUAGCGACCACAUCACCGGCAAAGCUUGUAACUGUUAAUGAUCUUGGUCAAACUAUCAAUACAAGGCAUCUUAUUCCCCUUCAGCCAAUGGGACUUGCUCUGUUGCAGCUGCCUCCUGGGCAGAAAAAUGUGCCAAGUGCCAUUAUAACUACUGAAUGGCCAUUGAAGUUCAUGAAUCCACCAUCGAAGUCGAAGUCACCUGAAAAAGCAGGCUCCAAGAUCACCAACCAGGAUGGCAAUUUGGAAGAACAGUUGAUCGAACCUGAGGAGAUUCAUGUUGCAGACUCUGACCUUAUUGAAACUACAGUGUCUGAAGGUGUACCAGACGAGGACCUUGUGAAUACCUACCCACUGACAGAAGUUAAACAGGGGACCGAGUGUGAUGUACUUCCUUCGACACCUUCAGUCAGUGAGGUGGAUAAUGAGUUGGAAGAUGAUUCUACAGACCAUCGAAAUGCAUUAAAACACAUUAUCCCAGCAGAGCUGGUUGACCAUUCAUAUACUAGUGAAAAGAAGAUUAUGAGAAAAGGUAGAAAUAAAAAGUCUUUACAGAAGGAGUCUGUAACAACUGAAAAAAGUGAUGAUAAAGAUACUUCAGAAUCUUGCCAUGAAGUGGUUGAUAAGGAGCCAGAUGAAAGAGCCAACCGGGAGGUGAAAAAUGGGGUGCAAGAUGAACAAAUGGAAGUGGAGACAGAAGUAAAGGAAAGUUGGUAUGAAACAACUCCAUUUAAAAGGGAAGAGGAUACCCUAAAAGAUGAAGAAAAUGAUGAAAUAAACUUUGAUCCAACUUUGCUGCAAUAUGCAGACAUUCAUACAGAAUCUGAUAAAGAUACAGACUCUCAGAGUGACCUGGAGGAUGGUGACAUUCAAACUGAUGCAGAUGAAAUUGAUGUUGAGAAAAUGUUUGAUUCAACUUCCAGUGAAGAGGCAGUGGACAUUGAGACUGUGGAGGAACUCUCCGAGAAAAUCAACAUUGCUCGCCUUAUUGCUUCUGCCUCCCACCACCAUACAAGGAAAACAAAAUGCCAUUUCCACAACCCAUACCUUACAAGAAAAUCCAAAGAGGAGUACACCAAACCCAAGCUAAAAUCCACUGCACAUAUCAGUAAGGAAGCCAAAGCUCAGCUGGAUGCCCUGGUAUUAUAUCGAACUACACACACAGUUAACGAGCGGCGGAGGCGUUCUAAAAUUCGAGACCUCUUUGAAAGGCUGAAGAAAGUGUUGGGACUUCGUAGGGAGGAGAGGGCUUCAAAAUACUUAAUCCUGAAAAAGGCGUUUUCAGAAAUCCAGAAUGCGCAGGAUUAUUUUGAUUGUUUGUCAGCUGAGAAAAGUAUCCAAACUCGCAGAAGGGAUUCACUUAUUCGCAAAGUCUCUCAACUGACAGGGAAGACUGACGAAGUUAUUUUAAAGAAACUGGAAUAUAUUUGUGCAAAACAGAGGGCACUUGAUGCUGAGAAGAAAAAGCUUGCACAGAAAGCAGAUGACACAAGAAAAAAGCGCUCCAAAGGUUGGAAUGCAGGACUUAAUUCAUCAGUGGACUCUUUCCAGAAGGUGGCCAUGGAUUUGCGGAACCAGAAGCCACCCAAUGUCCUUAUGCAAACUAGUGAACAGGAGAGGCCCAAAACUGGUACUAGAAAACCUCUUAUUCUCACCAGGAAACGGUCAUCAGCAGCUUUGUAUUCUUCAACCACUUCCAACCCCACGGGUGGGAAUUUGCUGAUGACUCCACAGGGUCAGGUUCUGACUUUAAAGGGCCCUCUUAUUUCUGGCCAGACUUCAUUCUUUACUGCUGAGGGACUUCUUAGUGGAAGCCAGUCCAAGGGAGAUGAUGCUACUGGAACAAGUAUUGCAGGCAUUGCUUCAGUUACUGUACAACUGCAGGGGUUGCCAGUUCCACUUCAGGUCAACAAUUUUGCUAUUGCGGGAUCACUCAGUUCUGGCCAGUCAGCAUCUGCACAGUUGAGCACCAAACCAGGGAUGGAGGCUGUAAGCUCCGAUUCAGCAGAUAUGAGGCAAGGGAACAAUGCCAAAUCGAAAGCUCCAGCAGGUUCAGUUGGUGAUGAAGCCUCUUCAUUCAUGAUGCCAAGAAUAGUGAAUGUAACCUCGUUGGCAACUGGGGAAGCCCCACUGAUGAAUGUAGAGAACAUGAAUAAUUCCCUUGCACUUGAUACUCAGCCUCUUGACUUCAGCAUAAAAGGGAGGAAACGACGUAUAUUGCAGGAACGGCUAAGUUUUACAACCAGUAAAAUACCAAGUUUGUCCAUUGUGAAGAACAGCUUUCAUCCAGCUGGGAAGUCUACUGUACCUGAUGAAAGUGAGGUCACGUCAUGCCCUUUUUCAUCUGAGGCUGAAGAAUCUGAGUGUGUCCAAACACAGCAGAUUGUAGCAUCUCGUUCACUGGAUGCUGACAAUAUCAGUGAGUUGCCCAAAGCGCUGGAUUUGUCCAGCUUGUCUGACGGAACUGCAGUGUCUUGUACAGGGCAGUCUUGGACUCAGGAAGCAGCCCCAGGUGAGUCGUCGACAGUAACUGAAAUAAUGCUCGGAGAUAAAUUGGAACUGCAGGUGAUAGGUGGCCGAAUGCAGACAUGCAGCAUAGAUAAGGCUGGGCAGAGUGACAGAGAGGCAGAACUGUCCUCGUCUCAGCUCCUUGAACCAUUACUGAAAGCAAAUGGCACAGCAGCUGGUGACAUGGUGGAUACUGAGGGAUAUGAGCCGUUCACUUCUCUUUUAAAUGAACUUGCGUUUUUAAAUCAGCAGUUCUCCGAUGAAGAAAAUCCAGAUGUCUCUUCUGUGUCGGACCACAAUGCAUUGGGCUUUAUUGACAGUGGAAACCAAGGGGACAGCAUGGAUGAAUUGUCGUUGAUCCAUGGACCGGUAUUAGUGGAUAUUGACAGUACUGAUGGAACCACUGAACUAAAGCAGGUGGCAGGGAGGGAGAGUGGUUGCUCCAACAGUCCACUGGUGUUGCAGCUGGAAGAAGACGACUUGAAUGUUGAGCAGUUACUUGGCAAUGAAAUGCCUGUGGACUCUCAGACUGAAUUGGAUAAUGGCACACUGGACUUGGAGGGCAACUCUAUUAGUGGUUCAAGCAGUUCAGUAAAUAUUUCCCCUCCCCCACUCAUCCAUAUGAAAGCAACCACCUCUUCAGCAAACACAGGGAUAUCAAGUUCUUUGGAUAUGCUUUGGAGACCAAUGCCUAAGCUGGCACCCCUUGGCUUAGCUUGGGGAGCUGGGAAAGCUGUAUCAUCAGUACAGGUUGAGUCAAGGUCUGAGGAUUCUCCAGAAACUAACAAACCAAUGCCUGCUUUGGCACGGAUCUCUUCCCCACAACAAGACAGCACGGAGGGUCCAGAGUUUGCCUCAGGAGAACACUAGUACAUUUUUUUGCUUCUUAUCAUCUCAUAAUUUUAAAAAUCUCUCCAGUGGGGAGCUGAAAUAUGAAAUUAAGCUUUCUUUGGAGGUCCAUGGUGAUCAUGCACAGUGUUACUAAAAUAAUGAAUUCAGUUUUGGUUAAUGGAACUCGUACAGUUUCUGGCUUUUGUCCAUCAUGAAGUUGCACAGAUCAUGGCAAAACACUGUAGCGCUAUAAUUUCUAGAUAUUCUUAGCUAGAUCUUGCCUAGUGGAAUCUUCCAUUUUAAUAAUUUCAGGAUCUUGUGCAGUUUUCAGCCAGACCACCUUAAGCAUGAAGAUUCCAAGCGUAACUUUUUGGGAAGGUAUAUGUAACUUGUAUAAAUGAAAUUUUGAGCUUUGCUUUCCAGAGCAAUCAUUGAACUGUAGUACAAAAUGUCCUUUUCUGUGUUUUGGUAACCUAUUCUCCUGAAUGACUGAACGGUUAGUGUGUUUUAAAUGCACCAAACCUACCUUUUGAAUUUCUUAGUUUUGGAAGAGAUGAGAUUUAAAUAGUGUACUGUCCUAAAAGUAAUGAAAAUGAAUUAUGUUGUGCAGCACAAAUUAGAGGGACAAAAUCUAAUGUCUGGUGUGUAUUAAAAGAUGUGUAAAUACUAUAUUUCACUAUGGUUUUUAAAAUAUGUAGCAGAGACUUAAGUUUUUUUUUGUUUUGUCAAGAUCUCACUAUUUUUUUAGAUAAUUCAUACUGCAUACACAGCCCUCAUUAGAACCUCCUGUGAUAAGAGGGCAUGUGUGGCCUUGCAAUAAAACUGGUAAAAUCAAUACUUUGUGUUACAGUCAUUUUACACAUUAUUGUUCUUUAUCAGGUGCUGUAGUGAAGGGAGUCAUCAGACAAAGAAUUGCUUAAUUGCCU